Trichoderma aggressivum f. europaeum is the source of this 1209-nucleotide messenger RNA. RefSeq lists its product as uncharacterized. Gene Ontology annotation, molecular function: zinc ion transmembrane transporter activity. The transcript is spliced from 2 exons. The record is from RefSeq and is a predicted model, not a curated record. Gene Ontology annotation, biological process: zinc ion import into Golgi lumen; intracellular zinc ion homeostasis. Lineage: Eukaryota; Fungi; Ascomycota; Sordariomycetes; Hypocreales; Hypocreaceae. Gene Ontology annotation, cellular component: cytoplasmic vesicle; Golgi apparatus; membrane. The coding region runs from base 1 to 1209 and encodes 402 amino acids.
AUGUCUUCAGAGUCGGAAGCCCUGCAGAACGGCAGUCAAGGAGCCACCGCUCCCAAUCCCUUCAAUUUCCAGACCCAAGUGAUAUCUACCACACCUGUCAAAUCUAACGUCGGCCAGCGUCGUGGACAUCGCUACAAGCAUAGUAGUGUAUCCGCCCAGCAUCAAAUCUUCCAAGAGCCGCCCCCAAGGCCGCCUCCCGUCCUCCCCGCCUCCCUCCCGACGCCUACCAUUAAAGAAGCAUGGAGGAGCCUCCAGCGGGACCAGCGAAUGCGGCUCUACUGGGGCUUGUGUCAUGUCGCUAUUGCUAUCUUCAUCUUCUAUCGGUCAGGUGGCUCUCUUGCGGCAAUGGCCCUGUCUCACCUCGUCUUCUUUGAUGCCGGCAGCGCUGCCGUGUGUGUCGUCGUCGACGUGCUGGGCAAUUUCGAAGUCUGGCGUCGCAGCAGCAUUAGACACCCGUUUGGCCUUGAGCGAGCCGAGAUCCUGGCAGGAUUCGCCAUGUCUAUUUUCCUACUCUUCGGCGGCUUUGACCUCCUCUCGCACAAUCUAAAACAUAUUCUCGAAUCUGUCGGUAACCACGAAGCUCACCACGAGCACGAACACGAUCGAAUCUCUACAGGUUCUCUUGACCUUGUGUCGGCGGCUGCCAUUGCGAGCACGCUCGUGUCUGCCUAUGGUCUGAAGAACCACGCGCGCAUUGCCAAAGUUAUGAGAGUGUCCUAUCUGUCUACUCUGCCCAGCAUCCUCUCCAACCCGUUUCACUUCCUCACCCUCUUCUUCUCUGCCUUGAUUUCAUUGUUGCCUCUAUUAUCCAUUUCCCUGUAUGACUGGCUUGACCGGCUAAUCUGCGCCGUCAUUUCCCUUGCAAUGUUCAGUUUAGGCAUGCGCGUUGCUGUUGCUCAGGGAUUGAUGCUCCUUAUGAGCUAUGGCGGGAGCAAGGGUGACGUUGGCGUCACGGCUGUCCUCCGUGAGAUUGAAUCCGAGUCGGGCAUUGCCCGUGUAGACGGUGCUCAAUUCUGGCAGGUUCACUAUGGCCUGUGCAUGGCCAACCUAAAAGUCAUCAUCACCAAUGGGUACGAUGAGCUCGCGCUGGGAAAGCUGCGCAAUCGCAUCUCGGCCUUGAUCCAAAACAGAUUAGGAGAGGGUUAUGGGACGGGGGGUAACGUGAGGUGGGAAGUGACUCUAGAAACUAUUGUUGAUGCCACCAUUUGA